Moesziomyces aphidis is the source of this 2754-nucleotide messenger RNA. NCBI's taxonomy places the organism in Eukaryota, Fungi, Basidiomycota, Ustilaginomycetes, Ustilaginales, Ustilaginaceae. The record is from the annotation of a GenBank genome assembly.
AUGGAGGCUACACAUGCAUCACAAGGGGCGGAAGCGUUGCUGGACAAGCUGCGCGAGUCCCGCCUGUCCUCCGACGAGCGACGCACCUCGCUCGAAGCUCUUCGACUCGCCUUGGACCCAAUUGUCGCCCCCAUCAUCUCCACCACAUUCGACAACGACGGAGCAUCUAUUUCUUUACUCGUCAGGGCAAUUCAGGACGGACCUAACGACGUACGUCGCGUAGCACUCCAGACAAUCUCAUCAGGCGUUGACAAGGUCGAGACGCCACACAUCUCACAAGCGACGAGCGAUGAGCUCAUGGCCGCGAUCGAGGCGCUACUGAAAAGCACACUGAAAAUUCAGAGCGGCAGAUCGAUGGGCACUCUUCGAAGUCGACCUCGCAUCGAUGUUUCGACCAUCUCUACAUCGUCACUGCGGGCUGCAGCCGCGGCCCUCAAGGCUAUUCACAGCCUCUUGCGCAUCGCACCUACCGACAAAUCCGCCGCGCGCGCGUCGGACACGAACAGUCUUCUGUCCGGACUGGGAGGUCUGCUCGAUGUAGUGGUCCCGUGCCUGUAUGCUGGGCUGUCGCAAGCUGGGCCGUCGAACGAGCCUGGAUUGCGCGCUUCUUCAGGGCUCCGGUCAGGCGCGCUUUCCUGGAUGGAACCGUCCAGACAGCCUCUGUCCCGCGCCAGGGGCGGUCAUACAUCGGCCGCAGAGACAGACGGCGAGACGGACCGCUUCAAUGCCUCCUCGUCGGGUGAGGCGGACCGGCGCAGCGAUAAAAGCGAGAGCGAGCGCAGCGACUUCUCCGUCGCCAGCUCGCGCAGUGCCUCGCGGUCGCGCAAGGACGAGUCACGCCAACACGACGCCACGUGCAGGCUCAUCCGUCAGAACGCGCUGCACUGCCUGGUGGAGCUGAAUCGGCGCCAUGCGAAUGCAAUCGUCGCACGCUGGACCGACCUGCUACCAGACCAGCUCGCACAGCCUGUCGCGGCCUCACGCGCUGUGAGCGGUGGCGUGGUGUCUCGACGAAGUGGUGUCGGCAGCUCGAUGGCGUUUUCGCUAUGCAGCUUGAUCCUUGAAGAUCCGUCGACGUCGGUGCGGCUUGCGGCAGUGUCGGCGUUGGAGAGCGUGCUGACGCAUGGCACGCGGCAGCUCUCCAUGGCCCAGGAACGUGCACAGCGCGCGCUGACAUUCACGUCGCUCUCGUCGCAGCUCGCGGGCUGGAUCGUCAACGUUCGGUCGUAUGUGGUGCUGGCGCUUCAGCGCGCUGCUAUCGCACCUCGCACUCCCGCCCGUGUGGAGGGCCAGGCAGACGGCGCCGGGUCAUUGUACCCAACAGCGCUUCUCACGGCGCUGUUGCGGCUCGCACGAACAUUCGUGACCAGCACGGCCCGAGCUCGACUCGUGGUCAAGAAUGCGGCGGUGCUUGCUGAGCCUGCUGCAGCCUUUGUGGCGCACAGCGAUCCGGAUGUGCAGACGGCGGCAAAGCGGCUGGUGGCAUCCCUUGCUGCAACUCAAGAUGCUGCCCCGGGGGCAAGUGCGAUCAGGCGCCCAUCCGGUGUCGCUGCUUCUGCAGAUGAGAUUGCCGAGGAUAGUGCCAAAUCCUCAUCGCUCGACAUGACGAUGCUGCUCGGCCAGAGCGAGGCACUCACCACCGCGCUGGCCGAACGUGCGCUGGACGCGCUCGAUCAAACCGCCGAGCCAAAUCUGGCCAUGUGGACGGCGCUCGUCAAGCGUCUGGCCGAGACUGCCUCGCCGGUCUUGACUGGUGCGACAUGCUCGCGCCUCGUCGUCGUCUGGCAGCGCAUCAGCUCGACGUCGCGAUCGGGGGAUCAGCAAUGCAGCCUGCUCGCGAGUGCGGCUGACCUCUUGCGUACACUCUCACGUCACACGGCACUGGAUGUGGAUACGGCCGAUGGCAUUCUAUCGUACGUGCAUACAUGCUCGCGCGAUCCGGACGAGGCGGUUCGCGCCGCCGCAGUGCGCAUGCUCGGCGUCGUCAUCCUCCCGCCCGACGCCUCCAACGCUGGCGAUGUGGAUAUGGCGCAAGUCGCGCAGGUGCUGCACAACGUGCUGUGGGGCGAAGGAGGAAGCGAGCGGGGGCUACUGUACGACACAUCGGGCCUGGUGCGGCAACGUGCCAGCUGGGCGCUUGCCAACUCGGUCGAGGCGCGUCUGCGCGGUGGCACUGGCGUUGCGGAUAGCCAGUGGGCGGAUCUGGCGCGGUACUGUGUGGCUGCGGGGCGAGACAUGGAGGGUGUUGCUGUCUCUGCGUGCCGCGCCUCGGGCAGUCUUCUUGCCAUGCUGCCGGCCACCGCGGGCGAGAACGAUCGGAUAGCAGGCGAGUUGGUCGACCAGCUGUGCCGCGUGCUGGGAGCGGGCGGGAAGCCGCCCAAGUCGCGCUGGAACGCCGCGUCGGCGCUCAGCCGUGCGCUUUCCUCGGACGCCACCGUGCUGCGUGUGCUCGCGUCGGGCGAGAAGCUGGAUCGGGUCACCGAGCUGCUGUGCCUCUCUCUCGACACCAAAGUCUUCAAGAUCCGGGUGAGCGCCGCGCACGCCCUGCUCUCACUCGUCGGGGCGGACGAAAGCCGACGGCUCGAGGUUCUCGGCACGCAGCGAUGCGCUCGUAUCCAAGGCAUAGCGCGUGCACGGCUGACGCAGCUUACCGACAGCCCUGCAUCGCAAACCAAGGAAGCCGGACUGUAUAGCGACGAGCUCCAACGUCUUCUUGAGCGCCUCGUCGCGCGGCUUUCGGCCAACACCCACUGA